CGCGCAAGAUGGCGGCGCCCAUGGAGCUGUUCUGCUGGGCUGGGGGCUGGGGGCUGCCGUCAGUGGACCUGGACAGCCUGGCCGUGCUGACCUAUGCCAGAUUUACUGGGGCUCCACUCAAGGUACACAAGAUCAACAACCCCUGGCGAAGCCCUUCAGGAACUCUGCCUGCUCUUCGGACCAGCCAUGGAGAAGUCAUCUCGGUACCACACAAGAUCAUCACCCACCUUCGAAAAGAGAAGUACAAUGCUGACUAUGAUCUCUCAGCCCGACAAGGGGCAGACACCCUGGCCUUCAUGUCUUUGCUGGAGGAAAAACUGCUCCCAGUGCUGAUCCAUACUUUCUGGAUAGACACCAAGAACUAUGUGGAAGUGACCCGGAAGUGGUAUGCAGAGGCUAUGCCCUUUCCCCUCAACUUCUUCCUACCUGGUCGCAUGCAGAGGCAGCACAUGGAGCGGCUGCAGCUGCUGUGUGGGGAGCACAGGCCUGAGAACGAGGAAGAACUGGAAAAGGAGCUGUACCAAGAGGCUCGGGAGUGCCUGAUACUUCUCUCUCAGCGCCUGGGCUCUCAGAAGUUCUUCUUUGGAGAUGCCCCUGCUUCCCUGGACGCCUUCGUCUUUAGCUACCUGGCCCUGCUGCUGCAGGCGAAGCUGCCCAGUGGGAAGCUGCCGGCCCACCUGCGGGGUCUGCACAACCUCUGCACCUACUGCACCCACAUCCUCAGCAUCUAUUUCCCCUGGGAUGGAGCUGAGGUGCCACCCGCACGACAGGCACCGGCAGGCCCAGAGACCGAGGAGGAGCCAUACCCACGCCGGAACCAGAUCCUGUCUGUGCUGGCGGGGCUGGCCGCCAUGGUGGGCUACGCCUUGCUCAGUGGCAUCAUCUCCAUCCAGCGGGCAGCACCCUCCCGGGUCCCUGGCACCCGAGCCCUGGGCCUGGCUGAGGACGAUGAAGAGCAGUGAUUGUCUUCGUGCUCCCAGGACUGAUUUUUUAAUUGUCAUGCAUUCCAGAGGCUCCUUUGCCUCGCCACUGCUGAUCCAGCCAGAAAUGGGGUGCUGCACCCCAGAAUAAAGCCACUCACGCUGA
Molecule: messenger RNA, 1086 nt
Organism: Fukomys damarensis (Damara mole-rat)
Lineage: Eukaryota; Metazoa; Chordata; Mammalia; Rodentia; Bathyergidae
Gene: Mtx1
Product: metaxin 1
Exons: 8
Coding region: 9-962 (317 amino acids)
Biological process (GO): mitochondrion organization
Cellular component (GO): SAM complex
Source: RefSeq, a predicted model, not a curated record